CGCUGCCAGCUGGACCCACAUCAUGCUCAAUGAAUGACGUGGAUUUUCAAUCACCAAAUUCCAGCCUUUGAAUUUAUUGACCUCAGCUCUAGAUCUAAGUGGAUCUGAUUUUAAUUUUCAUUAGAAUAUUUACGGCGCUUGAUAAGGACAUUGUGUUUAUUCAUAGUAGUAAAAGGUAAAGCUUAGAUAACUAUGAGUAAAAUUAAAGUUGAGAACCUUCGCGACAAGAUUGAAGGGAAUGAAUUGGAUCUUAGUCUAUGCAACCUUACAGAUGUACCGGUCAAGGAUCUUGCAGCAGUUCCGAAAGCAACUGUUUUGGACCUCUCCUGUAAUAAUCUCACAAUUCUUCCACCUGAAUUCUGUACCUUGACUCAUCUGGUGAAAGUUGACCUGAGCAAAAAUCAGCUAAUCAGUCUACCAGAGGACGUAGGGCGGCUCAGCAACCUACAGCAUCUGGAUCUGUAUAACAACAAGCUGACAUCACUGCCUGUCAGUUUCUCAUACCUUAAGAAUCUCAGAUGGCUGGAUCUCAAAGACAACCCCCUGGAAGUGACACUGGCCAAGGCUGCAGGAGACUGUCUGGAUGAAAAGCAGUGUAAACAGUGCGCAACAAGGGUUCUCCAGCACAUGAAAGCUCUGAAAGAAGAAUCAGACCGGGAACGAGAACGACAGCUGCUGAAGGAGAGAGAACAGGAAAAGAAGAGGGAAGCUAAGCAGAGGGAGAGGGAGGCCCGGGAAAAAGAAGCCCUGAAAAAGAAAAAGGCAGAAGAAAAAGAGAGGAAGAGGAAGGAAUACCAAGCGCAGGUGGCUGCUCAGGCUGCACAGGAGCAACAGAAGAAGAAGAAAGAAGAGAAGAAAAAGAAGGCCAGUCAAAACCACGAUAAAAAGAAGGCCUUGCCAAGUGUGCCUCAGGCCAAGCGCUCCGCGUGCUCUCGCCUCUUCUCUCUGCUCCUCAGGCUCCUGCUUCUGCUUGUCAUCGGAGCUGUAGGAGCAAUAGUGGCUUGUCAGCUGACUGAGCUGAGUAAAGAAUCAUUGUGUGCUCCCAUUAAUCUGUACGCUCAUGAAGCGCUGAGCUGGGCCCGAGACCUGGAGGUCGUGCAGCACGUCAUUCAGAAAAUCUCUGACUUCCGAGCAUGAGAUCCUGUUUCCACUUUGCUCAGGUUUUAGCCUGAAAAGGAAAGCAUGAUGGCAAAGGCAGGCUUUUGAUAUUCCUAAGGAAUUGAUGUUCCCAUGUUUCUGUGCAUCUCUUUAAAAACAUGGCAUAGCUGGCCUUUAUAGGCUAAUGGGUUGAGUUCUACACUUGAGUCAAAUUGCCAAAAUGGAACAGGGGAAGUAGACUUCAGGUCCAAGUGCCGGCGAAGCUACUGAACAAAAAAAAA
Electrophorus electricus (electric eel) is the source of this 1379-nucleotide messenger RNA. RefSeq names its product leucine rich repeat containing 59 (gene lrrc59). Gene Ontology annotation, molecular function: protein binding. The record is from RefSeq and is a predicted model, not a curated record. Gene Ontology annotation, cellular component: cytoplasm. NCBI's taxonomy places the organism in Eukaryota, Metazoa, Chordata, Actinopteri, Gymnotiformes, Gymnotidae.